AUGACCAAGAGUGACCUAUUUUUAGAUAAUAGAGGGGUUUGUGCUGGAGGAUGCUACAGGCCUGAUGAGCCAGUUGAGAUUUUCAUUGGCAUCCUGUCAUCAGCCAAUCAUUUUGCUGAGCGUAUGGGUGUGAGGAAGACAUGGAUGUCUGCUGUCCUCAAGCCACCAAACAGGGUGGCUCGUUUUUUUGUUGCACUGCAUGGCAGAAAGGAAGUGAAUGUGGAGCUGAAGAAGGAAGCUGAAUUUUUUGGGGACAUUGUUUUUGUGCCCUACCUGGACAACUACGAUCUUGUUGUUAUGAAGACUCUUGCAAUAUGCGAGUAUGGGGACUUGGCAUAUGAUUCUUUGCAUUGUUGUUUAGCUGUUAACAUCUUUAGCUAUCUAGGAAGCAUGAUAGCAUUUUAUGGUCAGUCGGACCAAUACUCAUGUUGUAGAGUUCCUCAUCUAACAAGUCAGCAUUAA
Messenger RNA from Miscanthus lutarioriparius, 462 nucleotides. Lineage: Eukaryota; Viridiplantae; Streptophyta; Magnoliopsida; Poales; Poaceae. The record is from the annotation of a GenBank genome assembly.